GAUCAGGGUGGUUGUCUGUGCAGUUACUGUGGUGAUCAGGGUGGAUGUCUGUGCAGUUACUGUGGUGAUCAGGGUGGAUGUCUGUACCAUUGCUAUGGUGAUCAGGGUGGAUGUCUGUGCAGUUGCUAUGAUGAUCAGGUUGGUUGUCUGUGCAAUUGCUAUGGUGAUCAGGGUGGAUGUCUGUGCAGUUACUAUGGUGAUCAGGGUGGUUGUCUGUGCAGUUACUGUGGUGAUCAGGGUGGUUGUCUGUACCAUUGCUAUGGUGAAUAGGGUGGAUGUCUGUGCAGUUACUGUGGUGAUCAGGAUGGAUGUCUGUACCAUUGCUAUGGUGAUUAGGGUGGAUGUCUGUGCAGUUACUAUGGUGAUCAGGGUGGUUGUCUGUGCAGUUGCUAUGGUGAAUAGGGUGGAUGUCUGUGCAGUUACUGUGGUGAUCAGGGUGGAUGUCUGUACCAUUGCUAUGGUGAUUAGGGUGGAUGUCUGUGCAGUUACUAUGGUGAUCAGGGUGGUUGUCUGUACCAUUGCUAUGGUGAAUAGGGUGGAUGUCUGUGCAGUUACUGUGGUGAUCAGGGUGGAUGUCUGUGCAGUUACUGUGGUGAUCAGGGUGGAUGUCUGUGCAGUUACUGUGGUGAUCAGGGUGGAUGUCUGUGCAGUUACUGUGGUGAUCAGGGUGGAUGUCUGUGCAGUUACUGUGGUGAUCAGGGUGGAUGUCUGUGCAGUUACUGUGGUGAUCAGGGUGGAUGUCUGUGCAGUUACUGUGGUGAUCAGGGUGGAUGUCUGUGCAGUUACUGUGGUGAUCAGGGUGGAUGUCUGUGCAGUUACUGUGGUGAUCAGGGUGGAUGUCUGUGCAGUUACUGUGGUGAUCAGGGUGGAUGUCUGUGCAGUUACUGUGGUGAUCAGGGUGGAUGUCUGUGCAGUUACUGUGGUGAUCAGGGUGGAUGUCUGUGCAGUUACUGUGGUGAUCAGGGUGGAUGUCUGUACCAUUGCUAUGGUGAUCAGGGUGGAUGUCUGUACCAUUGCUAUGGUGAUUAGGGUGGAUGUCUGUGCAGUUACUAUGGUGAUCAGGGUGGUUGUCUGUGCAGUUACUAUGGUGAUCAGGGUGGUUGUCUGUGCAGUUACUAUGGUGAUCAGGGUGGUUGUCUGUGCAGUUACUAUGGUGAUCAGGGUGGUUGUCUGUGCAGUUACUAUGGUGAUCAGGGUGGUUGUCUGUGCAGUUACUAUGGUGAUCAGGGUGGUUGUCUGUGCAGUUACUAUGGUGAUCAGGGUGGUUGUCUGUGCAGUUACUAUGGUGAUCAGGGUGGUUGUCUGUGCAGUUACUAUGGUGAUCAGGGUGGUUGUCUGUGCAGUUACUAUGGUGAUCAGGGUGGUUGUCUGUGCAGUUACUAUGGUGAUCAGGGUGGUUGUCUGUGCAGUUACUAUGGUGAUCAGGGUGGUUGUCUGUGCAGUUACUAUGGUGAUUAGGGUGGAUGUCUGUGCAGUUACUGUGUUGCUAUGGUGAUUAGGGUGAAUGUCUGUGCAGUUACUGUGGUGAUCAGGGUGGAUGUCUGUGCAGUUACUAUGGUGAUCAGGGUGGUUGUCUGUGCAGUUACUAUGGUGCUAUGGUGAUCAGGGUGGAUGUGUGUGCAGUUACUAUGGUGAUUAGGGUGGAAGUCUGUGCAGUUACUAUGGUGAUCAGGGUGGUUGUCUGUGCCGUUGCUAUGGUGAUUAGGGUGGAUGUCUGUGCAGUUACUAUGGUUCUCAGGGUGGUUGUCUGUGCCAUUGCUAUGGUGAUCUGGGUGGUUGUCUGUGAUCUGAGUGGUUGUCUGUGCAGUUGCUAUGUAAUUGUGAA
Messenger RNA from Sinocyclocheilus anshuiensis, 1825 nucleotides. RefSeq lists its product as uncharacterized. The transcript is spliced from 2 exons. Bases 95 to 1495 code for a protein of 466 amino acids. The record is from RefSeq and is a predicted model, not a curated record. Lineage: Eukaryota; Metazoa; Chordata; Actinopteri; Cypriniformes; Cyprinidae.